AUGAUUCCACAACACUCAAAACCCGUUAGCGAACCGCCCGGAUCGCCUGCUCUAGAAGCACUCUAUCAAGAUCUCGAUUCAUUUAUCAACGAACUAGCAGGAGAGUUACCUGAUAGCUUAGAUCACUGCAACAAAAAGAUGACUUUAAAUUUCGAUGAAUCAUCAGAAUUGGAUUCAAUUGCGAAAUAUGUCAAAGAUUCUGAACAAUCAGACUCGUGGUGUUCUGAUCACGAUGAUACAGUAUAUACUCGAUCCAGUAUAACAGAUUCAAUGCAAGAAUCUAUAGAACCAAAACCAAAACCGUUAAAAUCGACUUCUGAGGAAACAUCGUGGCGUAAACCUAGUAUUCAAUUGGAAAGAGAGAGCUCCGAGACAGACGAUGAUGGUUAUGAGAGCGAAGAAUAUCGAUGGACACCUCACCUCAAAAACGACAAUUCCAGUACCUUCCGAUCUGAUAACUCCCUCUCACCACCUAUAUCCCCUUCUUUACUUGGCAUCACUCAGCCACGUUCUUUUACAUUAGCAUCUAGAGAAACCGAACAAUCCGGUACAUCUUCCCAAAGCCUUUCUCAAGUCAGGAAGUUUACUCGUAAAAUUGGAACGCCUCAAACAGGAAUAUUUACUACUCGAUCAAGUUCACUAAACCGUCAAGCAUCUGAAUCAUCUGUCCGUUCGGGUGGAUUCUUGCCAAGUUUACGUUCAAACCAUAAAGGCUUCACUACUCCUACAUCGCCACUAGCUAUGAAUGUUCGUAUGGGAACAUAUGAACCGUUGUUGUCGGGUAACGAGACUUCAAUACAGAUGACAUUCCCACAUUACGCAUUUUUCUCCGAACUGGGAGAGAACUUUGUUUCAAAAGUUAUCUCCCUUACAGAGACUAGAAGAAUAUUUUCAUCGACUGAGUACCCAAAUAGUUUUACAGGAGCAGAAGCGGUGUUUAUUAUUCGCAUUCUUCUUCCUACGGGUUUACCAGAAGGAUUAUAUUCAAAGGUUGCAAGAGCGCUCAUGCACAUCAGACCUCCCCUGAUUAUUCCACUUGCCUACUCAGAGAAGUCGCAGCGACGAAAUACGCUUUACAACUCAUCUUCAGAAGUGUAUGACCUAGUGGAAGAAACUAUACAACAAGGAAUUCCCCAGGGAAUUUAUACCCCUCUUACACCUUGUUAUACAAAUACAUGCCUUCCUGGACAAGGCGGCUGCUAUUCAUAUUCUUGUCCAAACAGAGACAUCGAUAUGUCUGAUACCUCUGAUAAAUCUGAAAAGUCUGGUGGAUUAAAGCGACGGGACUCUGCUGCUUCAUCAAAAGCUUCAUCUUAUGAUGCGACCCUUUCGCGUGCCUGGUCUGCAACUGUAGCAAAAGAGGUCCUUCAAAGUACGCCUAGCGCUGAAAUUGGACGACAGGAAGCAAUUCAUGAAAUAAUUUACACUGAAGAAGAUUAUUUAUAUGCUCAACCUCUCCGUAUUGCUCCGUGCAUUGCAGAGGAUUAUCGGGAAGAGUUUUGCGAUAAUGUAUUCAACAACUAUCUUGAAUUACUCGACCUCCAUACAAAACUUUAUCAAGACCUUCGAGACCACCAGAGUUUAUGUCAAUCACAAGACAAUAGCGGUUUUGUUGAUCGUGUGGGUGAUAUUUUUCUCCGUCACCUUCCUGGAUUUAUGGCUCUUUAUUCAAGAUAUGGACCACAUGUUGUAUUGGCUGAGUAUGCGAUCAAGAAAGAAACACAGGACAACAUUCUGUUUCAAAACUUUAUUCAGAAUACAGAGCGCAAGGAAGAAUGCCGUAAACUUCCUUUCAGGCAUUUUAUUAUUCUUCCUGUUACUCGUCUCCAAAGAUAUCCUUUACUUGUUGGAGCUAUUUUAAAAAAGACACCUGAGGACCACCCAGACAAAAAGGAUCUCCUGGAGUGUUCAAAUAUGCUCAAGGCCAUUGCCAACAAAAUGGACUCUGAGACAGCCAACACCAAGAUGACUUUGAGGAUAUAUCAGAUAAAUGAUCACAUUCGUUACAAAACAGGAGAGCCUCACGAUCUGCAACUGACUAAAAAAGGAAGAAAGCUUUUGUAUGAAGGGAUAUUGACACGUCGAUCACAUAUGGUUGUAGAAUCAACAGAGCUCAGGGUUUUCUUGUUUGAUCAUAUGUUGUUAAUGACAAGAGAGAGGAAAGGAAACGAUGGAGAAGAUGAAUACCAAAUCUCAAAACGGCCAAUUCCUAUGGAAUUACUACACGUCCAAGAAGCCACAGAAGGAUUCUCGAUUGGCUUAAGGUCUAUGGCUAGUACAUACCCCAACGCUACAAGUCCCGGAUUAAACCUUGGUACAUCAUUCGGGAGCCAUUUCCCGAUCCUGAUCCAUCAUUUAGGCCGACUUGGUGGAGAUCAUCUUAUGUAUGCUGAAAGCGCAGAAGCAAGGAUGAAAUGGAAGCACAAAAUUGUGGAAGCAAAGAUAGCAAUGGAGAAAGCCAAUAGUGACCGAGAAGUGUUUACUAUCCGAUCUUUAAGAGACGCAUCUUUCAUUGGAUCUACAGGAAUAGGCAGUGGUGCAAAUCAUGGAAAGGUGACAUGUUCUGUACCAUUCUUAGGAGCAACAGGCUUUCAAAUGAUUGCAGUGGGUACAGUCAGUGGUAUUUGGAUGGGAAUGGAAGGAGACACAAAUGAUAUGCAACAGGUUCUGUCAUUACAAGAUGUUUGCCAAAUUGCAGUUCUCGAAGAAGAGCACAUUUUGAUGGUACUUGCAGACAAGACGUUGAUAGCAUAUUCACUUGGAGCACUUGAUCCAAAGUCACCGCAUAAAACAAAUGAAAAGCCGAACCAAAAGGUUGCCCAGCACAUCAGCUACUUCAACGCAGGCGUAUGUAAUAACAGAACUUUAGUUAUUGCUAUGAAGAAGCGAGGAACAGAUAGUCAUUUCAAAGCAUUUGAGCCUACAUGCGGCGAUCUCAGAAACCCAAGCAAUGCAAAAUAUCUCACUACAAAGACAGGUUUCUUUUCUAAAGCACCUUCUUGGUUUAAAAUUUACAAGGAAUUCUACAUUGGUACAGAUUCAUUUGCUGUUCAUUUCUUGAAAGCAAGAGUUGUGGUAGUAUGUUCACGCGGGUUUGAGAUCAUCGAUCUUGAAAAACUCAAUCUCAAUCGAAAUCUUCCCGAUCUCAAUAAUCCAGCCUUUGAAUUUGUACAAAUACGUGGUGAAGAUGUGAGACCACUCGCUAUGUUCCGCUGCAAGGAUCAUUACUUGUUGUGUUAUAACGAAUUUGCAUUCCGUGUCGACAACCAUGGCUCAUUUAUUGAAGAAAACUAUUCUUGUUUAACUUGGGAAGGUGAUCCUCAAGCUGUUGCAUUCUGUUAUCCUUAUGUGGUCGGGUUUGACUCACGAUUUGUUGAAGUCCGUGAUGUUAUCACUGGGGAGCUGGUACAAACUCUUGCUGGUGAACAUAUGCGAUGUCUGCAAUUCAGUAGCGAUGCACUGACACCUAUUAUACAUGGGUGUAUGGUACACCCUUUCAAGCCUGACUAUCAAUAUAUUUUCCAGCUCCAAGCAAAGUUCGCGCCGACUCUCUAAUAGACGCAUUCAAACGUAAAAUUUAUACACACAUACACAUACAAACUCACUCACUUACACUCACAAUUCCUUAAAAACGUCUCAUAUGGUGAAUAUACUAGCACUUACCCUUCUAACCCCAAAAAACGGCGUUCUUAUUAUAUUUAUCUGUGGUUCUUAGAGAUAUUAUUCAACCCUUUUCUAGUUGACCUCUUUCUAUAUAUUCAUUCCUUUGUAUUUAAAUAGCGUAUCUGCUUUAAGCAUCCCCUCCUUUUAAUUAUUGGUAUUACAAUAUAUAUUUUAAAAAAAUCGCUUAUACC
Phycomyces blakesleeanus NRRL 1555(-) is the source of this 3854-nucleotide messenger RNA. RefSeq lists its product as hypothetical. The coding region runs from base 1 to 3555 and encodes 1184 amino acids. NCBI's taxonomy places the organism in Eukaryota, Fungi, Mucoromycota, Mucoromycetes, Mucorales, Phycomycetaceae. Gene Ontology annotation, molecular function: guanyl-nucleotide exchange factor activity. The record is from RefSeq and is a predicted model, not a curated record. The transcript is spliced from 10 exons.